Molecule: messenger RNA, 3440 nt
Organism: Parathielavia appendiculata
Lineage: Eukaryota; Fungi; Ascomycota; Sordariomycetes; Sordariales; Chaetomiaceae
Exons: 4
Coding region: 8-3193 (1061 amino acids)
Biological process (GO): alanyl-tRNA aminoacylation
Cellular component (GO): cytoplasm; mitochondrion
Molecular function (GO): ATP binding; nucleic acid binding; aminoacyl-tRNA deacylase activity
Source: RefSeq, a predicted model, not a curated record
GAGGAAAAUGUCGCGAGCAUUGCGCUUGGACAAGACCUUGUGGUUGCGCCGGUCCAGAAGCUGGGGUGGGCCCGGCUGCUAUCGCCCGGCUUUUGAGCCUUUGAGUCAUGGGUCGCGAAGCUUCCACCACAAAAGCCGCCCCAUUGCCCCGCUAUCUAAUUCCGUACUCGAGAACUUUCGAGUAGCCACCGCGUUCUCAACACACAACCCCUUGAUCUUUUACCCCGCCUUGGUCAGCGUGCACCUACAGAUCGCGUCAGCUUCCAUCAACGGCGGCCAUCAAUUCUAUUCUCGAUUUUCAACCCUGCCCAGCAUGGCCGAAGUCAAGUGGACUGGGCCCCUCGUCCGCAAGACCUUCCUCGACUACUUCGCGGAGAGGGGCCAUUCGAUCGUGCCCUCAUCGUCGGUCGUCCCUCACAAUGAUCCCACAUUGCUCUUCACGAAUGCGGGCAUGAACCAGUUCAAGCCAAUUUUCCUGGGGACAAUCGGCAAGACUGAGCCUAUGGCCCAGUUGAAGCGUGCGGUCGACACACAGAAGUGCAUCCGCGCCGGUGGCAAACACAAUGAUCUCGACGACGUUGGCAAGGACAGCUACCACCACACAUUCUUCGAAAUGUUGGGGAAUUGGUCCUUCGGCGACUACUUCAAGAAGGAGGCAAUUCAAUGGUCAUGGGAACUUCUCACCAAGGUUUACGGCCUGGACCCCAACCGACUUUACGUCACAUACUUCGAAGGCAACCCUGACAUGGGUCUCGAGCCGGACCUCGAGGCGAAGCAGUUGUGGCUCGAAGUGGGCGUCCCCGAGGACCAUAUCCUGCCGGGCAACAUGAAGGACAACUUCUGGGAGAUGGGCGACCAAGGGCCUUGCGGUCCUUGCAGCGAGAUUCACUACGACAAGGUUGGGGGGCGGAACGCCGCGCAUCUUGUCAACCAGGAUGACCCGUUGGUGGUAGAGGUCUGGAACAACGUCUUCAUGCAGUUCGAUCGCCAGAAGGACAAGUCGCUCAAGCCAUUGCCCGCGAAACACAUCGAUACCGGCAUGGGGUUCGAGCGUCUUGUGUCUGCUCUCCAGGACAAGACGUCCAAUUACGCCACUGAUAUUUUCACCCCACUCUUCACCAGGAUACAGGAGGUGACGGGCGCUCGGCCCUAUACUGACAAGUACGGAAAGGACGACGUUGAUGGAAUCGAUACCGCCUACCGUGUGGCUGCCGAUCAUAUUCGUCUCCUCGCGUUUGCGAUCGCUGAUGGCGCUGUCCCCAACAACAUUGGUCGGGGCUAUGUUGUCAGGCGUGUGCUCCGGAGAGGCGUGCGGUAUGCCAGGAAAUACUUCCAGGCCGAGAUUGGCUCCUUCUUCUCAAGCAUUCUGCCGGCGCUUGUCGAACAAAUGGGCGAGCAGUUCCCGGAGUUGAAGAAAAAGCAAGAGGACAUUAAGGAGAUCCUGGACGAGGAGGAAGUGGCAUUUGCCGUCACGCUGGACAGGGGCGAGAAGCAGUUUGAGAAGUAUGCAGCGCUUGCGGUAAAAGCCGAGAGUAACAAGCUCUCCGGCGCUGAUGUCUGGCGGCUGUACGACACUUUUGGGUUCCCUGAGGAUCUUACAAAGCUGAUGGCGGAGGAGCGUGGCCUCACUAUUGACGAGGCUGAGGUUGAAAUUGCUCGGGAGAAGGCGAGAGAGGCUAGCAAGGCUGUCAAGGAAGCAGUUCAGACUUUCCCCAAGCUCAACGUGCACCAAAUUGCCGAGUUGGAGACCACCAUCCAGCUGCCUCGGCCAGAUUCCGACGCCAAGUACCAGAAGGGUGACACUACGGGCAAGGUUCAGUUGGUCUUCACGGGCAGCGAGUUCCGCACAACCAGCAAGGAGCUCCCGCCCAAGACUCCUCUCGGUCUGCUGCUCGACAGGACGAAUUUCUAUGCCGAGUCUGGUGGUCAAGUCGCAGAUACCGGCAGGAUCAUUAUCGAUGGCGUCGCCGAGUUCAAGGUGCUCGACGUCCAAGAGUACGGCGGCUACAUCGUGCACAACGGAUACCUUGAGUAUGGAGAGCUCACUGCCGGAGAUGAAGUCAUCUGCGAAUAUGACGAACUGCGGCGUCAGCCCAUCCGGAACAACCACACGGGCACACAUAUUCUCAACCAUGCGCUGAGGGAGGUGCUAGGAGAGGAUGUCCACCAGAAGGGGUCGCUGGUCGACCAGGAGAAGUUGCGCUUUGACUUCAGCCACAAGAGCCAAGUUACAUUGGAGGAGAUCAAGAAGAUCGAGGAAAUGUCGAAUGAGGAUAUUCGGAGGGAUCUGAAGACCUACGCCAAGGAUGUCGACCUGGAUUUCGCGCGCGAGAUCAAUGGUGUCCGCGCCGUGUUUGGCGAGACAUACCCCAACCCUGUACGUGUCGUGUCGAUCGGCGUGGACGUUGACGAGCUCCUCAAGAACCCCAAGAACCCCGAGUGGCGCAAGGUCAGCGUCGAGUUCUGCGGCGGUACCCACGUCGAGUCGACUGGUCUGAUUAAGGACCUGAUCAUCGUUGAAGAGAGCGGUAUCGCCAAGGGCAUCCGGCGUAUCGUCGCCUACACGGGCGACGGUGCGCAUCAGGCCCAGCGGGACGCCAAGGUCUUCAGCGAAAAGCUUGACCACAUCCAGGCACUCGAGUUCGGCCCGCAAAAGGCUGCCGAGAUCAAGGCCGCCGCGGUCGAGCUUGAUGCCCUUACCAUCUCUGCCCUGACCAAGGAGGAGUUGCGGCAGCGGUUCACCAAGAUCCAGAAGGAGGUUGUCGACGAGCAAAAGAAGCGCCAGAAGGCCGAGAGCAAAACGGCACUCGACACCGUGCAGGGUCACUUCGCCAAGGAGGAGAACAAGGACUCCAAGUUCUUCGUCGGCCACCUCCCCAUCUCGGCGAAUGCCAAGGCCAUCGCCGAUGUCAUGACCUACUACAAGUCCAAGGACAAGGAGAGGACCGUGUAUGUGUUUGCAGGCAGCAAGGACGACGCGGUUAUGCACGGUGUCUAUGUUGGCACGCACCUCUCGUCCAAGGGCAUCACGGCCGAGCAGUGGACCGCUGCUGUGACAGAGGUCAUUGGCGGCAAGACCGGCGGCAAGGAGCCGAGCCGGCAGGGUGCUGGCGCCGAGCCUGCGAAACUCGACGAGGCUGUGGCCAAGGCGGAGCAAUGGCUGGUCGAAAAGUUGAAGGAGCUCAAUAUCUGAUUCUCUGACGAGCGGGCGGAAAGGGGUAAUGUGGUUAUGUCGCUGUGGCGGCUUCAACUGGUUAUGUGGGCGGGGCGGACCAUAUAUCCUAUGUUGCAGAUCUCAUGAUAACCUGGCCUUUUUUAGUUUCAGGGGAUAUAGUCCGGUGAAAUAUCAUAGAAUUUGGAGCAAUCCUGGAGUGACUGUACGUGUCCUCGCCUAAGACAGAAGCUGUUAAGACAAUCCGACGGGCUGGCGGCAUUGCAUU